UAUCUUUGUAACGUACUUUCGUUUUCUUCAAUCGACCAAAUAUUCUGUUUGUUCCUAAUUUCCACUUUAAUAAAUGCAUGAUAAAACGACUUAAUAAUAUAAAUCUUUAUAUUUUAAGUCACGAAAUUUAAUUUGUAAAGUCGAAAGUUGGCUUGCAAGCCGAGGAUAUAAAUUUUUAUCGUUAUCGAUCGAAGUCCAAGCAUUUUUCUUACUUUAUUUUUAUAAUAAAUUAUGAAGAGGGCAAAGUCCAAAAGGUAUACCAUGAUUACAAUAUAAUAUACAAAAUUGACCAGCCUAAUGUCAAUACAACACCUGACGCUUCAACCUGUCUGAGUUGCUAGCCACACGAAAGGGCUAACGCCAGUAAAAUUAUACUAAAUUAUUAUUAUAGUCAUAGAAUUUUUAGUGAUAGUAACUGUAGAGUGUAGAAGUAGAGUAACGCCGUUCUCAGUAGUCAAUUUCAAUUUAGUUUUUAGACAAUUUUAAAUUUAUAAUAUAUAGUCAGUUGUUUUAACAAAAUCAAAAUAAUUAUUAGUAAUUAGUAUUUAGUAAGUAAAAGUAGGGACUUAGACCUAACUAACAUUUACAAAAUACUAACAGUUAUCAGUGAGCCUAAGCCUAGGCUUAGACUUAGGUGUAAGUCUAAUCUAAUGUCAGUAUUUAUGUGAAUGUUAGGGAGUUGUUACAUUGUUACUAACUUACUAAAUUGACAGGACAAGCAAGAUUGCAUUUAAAUGUUUAUAUUUUAUAAGUUUAUAAUAACAAUACUUACUUUAUUACCUUCUCAGUAUAGUUGUCGGUAGUAAUCUAAAAUUCUGUGUAUUUGUGAUUGUCUGACUUAAUUUAUAAUAUUUUACUAAAUUCUAGAUUUGAGCACUAUAGUCUGCUAUAGUCUAGUAUAGUCUGUAGCAUCUGAAAUUCUAAACUUGAGCUAUACUCAAACAAGGCCAUAGCAUUUGACUGUAGGCAGUAUUGUAUCAAUAAUUUAACAAUUGAUUAGAUACUAAUCGGUCUAAGCUAGAUAGACCUACACAUCAUUCAUCAUGUUGAAAAAUCUGGUGUCAAAUUCAAAACAAAUGCAACAGUUGAUUGUUCCUCUAAUAUCGACAGGUAGAGGUAAUCUUGGUUUAUAUUGUAUUUUAAGUUUUGUUUGAAAUAUACUAACAUUUAAAAAGAUAUAGGCCUAUGCGGCUGUCACUGAUAGGAGCUUUACUGAUUUAUAGCCUGUAAUUGUUUGUUCCAGUGUAUUUUUUUAGUGUAUCUUUUGAGAUUUCUUCACCUUAUCCUUUAUGGUAUAAUCAAAAUUUUAAAAAGCAAUAAAUCCAGACAAGAAAUUGAUAUUGCACUGAUUUUGCCUUUAUGAUUAUUUGACAGAUCACAAACAGUUUUUCAAAAGAAUAUUGAUAUUAAAAAGAACAAUGAGUUCCACUGCGACUCCAUCCUAUGAUUUCCAAACCCUUAAGGUAACAAGUCCUGCAGAAUUUGUUAAACAAGUAGAGCUCAACCGCCCAGACAAACGUAAUGCUAUGAACACUGCAUUUUGGAAGUAGGUUUAUUUUACUCCAUUACAAUUUAAACGUUAAAAUGGAUCUGCCGAUUUAUCAAAUAAUUUCGAUCUCUCUCUAUCUUAUAUUUUUGUCAAUCUCUCAAAAGUCUAGCUUCGUAUGGAAAACCUUACUUGAGGCAUAAUAAGAUAUUAGUUCCAAAACUUGUUAAACUGAAGGCUUCUUAAAGUUGCAUGCUGUGCACAAUAUUUGUUUAUUUAUUAGAAAACCAUUCACUACAUAACUACAUAAACAAAUCUACUCUUCCUAAGAAAUUGAAAAAGUACAACACUAGAGCAAUAUUCCGCAAAGACAUAUUUCUUCUUUAGUUCUAAAAAUUUUGUUUCUUCAAUCUCAAUUUUAUUUGAGCCUUAUUUGAAACAAAUCAGACAUCUUUAUGAAGCGUUUUCUUUUCUGUUUUAUUUUAUAUUUGUAAAAGCUGAAAUUCCCUUUACACAAAAUGUCACGGAGAACAUUUGAAAAAUAAAUCUAUCUAUAAAAGUAUCAGAAUAUUGAUAAAAUUUUUGUUUAAAAUCUUGUUGUAAUCAAGGUUUGAAUUAAUAUCUGUAAUCUAUAAUUUUCUGUAAACAGGGGAUUAAAAUUACGCUGAUUAAUUUUUCUACUCUGCAAUUGUAAGAAACGAUAUUAGUUUAUAAAUGUUCUAUGAGUGUUUGAAUUUGAAUUUUAUGCUUCAUCAAUUUCUAUCAGUUUUUAAGGACUUUAUCGACAAAACAUUGGGAUAGUCAUCAUGUGCAUUGAAAAGUUAAAAGAUUUUAUCAUUCAGCUUCAUUUUACUUUUUUUAAUGCAAUGAUUUUCUUAUUUAGCCCGCAAAGUUCAGUGAUCACAAUUAGCCAUUAGGCCAUUAAGUGUUGUGAUUUCAUGUCUCUGCAUAGAUUGAAACAAAUUAUGAGCUGAAACGUGUUGCUGAAUAAAUAGCAUAAUUUCAAUAAGUAUGAAGAUACCUUUACAAAUUACAAUGCAAGACAAAUAUGAAAUAUUAACACUUUUCAUAAUCAUAGAUAAAGUUUGAAAAUGUAUAUUUCUCUAGACACUUUUCAUAAUCAUAAAGUUUAAACAUGUCUAGUCAAUAGUUGUCAAGACACUUUUUAAAAUCUUAAAGUUUAAGCAUGUCUAAUUGAUAGUUGUCUAGACACUUUUCAUGAUCAUAAAGUUUAAACAUGUCUAGUCAAUAGUUGUCUAGACACUUUUUAAAAUCUUAAAGUUUAAACAUGUCUAGACACUUUUUAAAAUCUUAAAGUUUAAACAUGUCUAGUUGAUAGUUGUCUAGACACUUUUUAAAAUCAUAAAGUUUAAACAUGUCUAGUCAAUAGUUGUCUAGACACUUUUCAUGAUCAUAAAGUUUGAACAUGUCUAAUAAUAACAAUGAUAAAGUUUAUUUCAAAAACACGCCUCAUCCCCAAAGGCUCGAAGCGCGGUACAAAGUUUUAAAAAAAAUAAUAAUAAUUUACCACAUUUAAAACAAACGCAACACUACAAAAACUAAUUACAAGCAUACCAAGUCAAAGUCUUUCUAGCCAUUUCAACCCUGAGCAACAGAGCCAAUAUGCAUUAAAUGGAAAAUAUGGUAGACAAUCAUCCCAGAAAGUGUUUGCGAAAUAAAUGUGUCUUUAAAUUGGUUUUAAAGGACUCCAGUGUCUGGUUGAUCUGAGAUCGACUGGAAGGGCGUUCCAAAUUGUUGGACCAGCAAAUGCGAAAGUGCGCCUUCCGUAAGUCUCAAGACAAACACGUGGUGUCGAGAGUUGACUAUACAGUCAAUAGUCAACUAUGGUCAAUAGUUGUCUAGACACUUUUCAUGAUCAUAAAGUUUGAACAUGUGAAGUUGUCUAGUAUGGUUUUAUAAUCCAAACACUAACAAAAUUAAAACCAUGUGAAUAUUUAUUAUUCAAAACUUAUGGGCUAUUAAUAUUAAUUUCUGAAAUUAGCCAGCAGCUGUGCUCUUAAUUAUUAAUGCUGAAUGUAUAAUCAACCUGAAUUGCAACUCCCUCUUUCUGAAAUAUUUAGAUUAUUGGUCAUAUCUUAGUUUACAUACUCAAGGUGUUAACAAUUAUCAUAAUAAGUGGGGGGGGGGACUGUAACAAUAUUAUAAUAAGUGGGGAGAGACUGCAACAAUAUUAUAAUAAGUGGGGAGAGACUGCAACAAUAUUAUAAUAAGUGGGGAGAGACAGCAACAAUAUUAUGAUAAGGGGGAGAGACUGCAACAAUAUUAUGAUUAGGGGGGAGAUACUGUAACAAUAUUAUGAUAAGGGGUGGAAACUGCAACAAUAAUAAUACUAAUAAUAAGUGGUCUUAUAUAGCGCAGUACCCCGGCCUAGGGCUGGGCUCACCGCGCUGUACAUAUAUAACAAAGAGGCAUAAUCAUAAUAUUAAAAUAAAAUACAUAAAUGAAAUCAAAACAACAUAUAAGCAAAACAACACCAUAGGUCUAUUCAUCCACCCACACCAGACAUUUUUACAAGGAAACCCAUGUACGUUUAUCGGUUUAUAGGAGGGGAAUCAGUCAGAGUAGUAGAGUUUAAAUAGAUGUGUUUUGAGUGCAGUUUUGAAGGCCUGUGUGGUUGUUAUAUUGCGGAUGUGUAGUGGCAAAGAAUUCCAUUGUUUGGGGGCGCAGAAAGAGAAAGAUCGUUCACCAUAUAAUUUAGUGCGUGUCUUGGGAACGGACAGAAUACGCGAGUCUGCGGAGGAGCGAAGUUGUCGAAGGGGUGAAUAGACAGAAAGAAGUUCAGUUAGAUAGGAAGGGCAGGAAUCCGAGAAAAAGUUGUGACAGAGAAGAGACAGCUUGUAGUCAAUGCGUGCCUGUAUAGGGAGCCAAUGUAGUGAGUGGAGUAGUGGAGUGACGUGAUCACGUUUUUUUGCCUUAAGAACAAGCCUAGCAGCAGAGUUUUGAACUUUCUGCAGUUUUUCUAUAAAAUGUUUCGGUGAACCUGACAGAAGUGAGUUGCAAUAGUCAAGACGAGAGAGAACAAGAGCACAGACUAGAGUUUUUGUUGCGCUAACUGUCAGGUAGUGGCGGAUGGAGCUGAUCUGACGGAUGGCGGUGUAUGCUGAACGACAAAUGUGAGAGAUAUGUUUAUCGAGAGACAUGUUGUUAGAAAGAAUAUAACCAAGAUUCCUAGCAGAGGGUGUAAACUGUAUGUCGGAGUUACCUACUUGAAAUGAGGUGGGAAGAGUUGAGGUAGAGGAUGAUUUGUGAUUGUAAAUGAGGAGUGCUUCUGUUUUGUCAUCAUUAAGCUUCAACUUGCUGAGUGUCAUCCAAGACUUGACAUCAUCAAUGCACCCCCGCAAAGUCUGGACAGCGGAAUCGACAAGAGAUGGAUGGGUAUGCAUGUAUAGCUGCGUAUCAUCUGCAAAUGACUGGUUCUCAACAGCAUGCCUCCCGAGCAAGAGGAGUAGUGGUCUGGUAUACAUUAUGAAUAGAACCGGACCCAAAACGGACCCCUGUGGCACUCCGUACACCAAAUCAGCACUGCCGGAGAGACAGCCAUCGACAGAGACCAUUUGCGUUCUAUCAGAGAGGUAGGACCUAAACCAAGCCAAAACCGAACCAGAAAUUCCAAAGUAGUUUUCAAGGGUUUUGAAAAGGAUUUCAUGGUCAACAGUGUCAAAGGCCGCACUGAGGUCUAAGAGGAUCAAAAUGGAGACAUUACCGCUGUCCAUUGCGCGCAAGAGGUCAUUACUGACUCUCAAGAGAGCUGUCUCCGUGCUAUGGAAAUGUCUAUAGGCCGACUGAUUAGAACUGAGAAGAGAGUGAUCAUUUAAGUAAGCAAAAAGUUGUUUUAGGACUAGUUUUUCAAUAACUUUAGAUAAAAAUGAUAAGUUAGAUACAGGUCUAUAGUUUUUUAAAUUAUUUUCAUCCAGACCGGGCUUCUUAAGCAAUGGUUUGAUGACAGCUGAUUUGCAAAGAGGCGGAACAGUGCCAGAAUAUAAGCUUUCAUUUAUUAUGCGGGUUAUUGUUGGGAGCAAGAUAUCUAAUGACUCAACCAACAGGGGGGUUGGGAUGGGAUCCAAAGAACAUGACGUAUGUUUAGAUUUUAGGAUUAUAUUUUUUACCUCAAGUUCUGAAACAGGUUUAAAAAUAUUAAAAUGUGAAGUAAGACAAGGGAAAGGAGGCAAUUCAAGGGGAGGGGCAUCAAGACGAUCAAGCUCAGCUAUGAUAAGUGGGGAGAGACUACAACAAUAUUAUAAUCAGGGGGAAAUACUGUCAUAAUAUUAUAAUAAAGGGCUAGAGACUACAACAAUAUUAUAAUAAGGGGUUAGAGACUACAACAAUAUUAUAAUAAGGGGUUAGAGACUACAACAAUAUUAUAAUAAGAGGUUAGAGACUGGAACAAUACUGCCGGACUAUAAUUUUUAUGACAUAUAUAUGGGCAUCAUCAGCAAUAGUUUUCAACAUCACAAAUAGUUGUUAGACUGUAUUUCUUUAGUUAUUAUGCACGUUUUUUCUCUUUCUUACCAAUAAAUUACACCUAUUAAGUAUCAAUAAUAGACAAUAUACUCCAUAUCUGAGAGUGAAAUUGAAUUGUUUUCUUUCUUAAACAUUGACUUUUAAAAAAAUAUUCAUGCAGCAAUAUUCUUCAUAUUGCAUCACACAAUAUUAUAAUAAAGGGGGAGAGACCAUAACAAUUUUAUAAUAAAAAGUGUUGGACUGCAAUUUUAUAAUAAGUGGGGAGGGACAUUUAAAACAUAGUUCUUUGUUAUUUAAUUUUGAUACAAAUACAGACUAAAUGAAUAAGUAACUAUUUAUUAAAAAAUUGAUAAUAUGAAAUGAAAAUGGGAGAACUGAUUGCAGGGCAUCUAUUAUUAUUUUAAUCAAAUGUUUCUGUUAUAUUUUUUUUUUAAAUAAAAAGAUAUUGCAGACUAAGACAGGGAUAUAACUUGCUGAUGCCAGAUACACAUAUGUGACUGACAUGACACAAAACUUAUCCCACUAAUGUACACAUUUGAUUAGCAUACAUACGAGGGGAAUGCGUUUCUUACCCUGAGACUGCCUGUAUUUUAUUGCAAAGAUAUCUUUUAAUGUCUCAAUUUUAGGGAAGUAUUGUCUUGCUUCAACACACUCACUAAUGAUCAGGACUGCCGAGCUGUAGUGCUUUCUGGUGCAGGCAAACUGUUCACAGCAGGUAUGAAUGUGUAUUUAGGUAAAGCACAUCAGUAAUAGACUGCUAAUGUGCAAAAAUCAACAAGACAAUAAGCAGAGUUAUAAACCAUAAGGCCGGUCUCAACAAUGUAAGAAUGAAGCAAAUUUUAUUGGAUCCUAAUGGCAAGAGCUAAAAAAGCAUACACACAAUAGGACAAUGAAUGUUGCUAUUGGCCAGUUGCUUGUGAGUGACUUAUGCCUUUGAUAUUCUCAUGUGCUUUUGUAAUGCAUUUUUUGUCUCCAGCAUAUGCUGACCUUUUGUUUGGAAAAAUAGCGGUAGCAGGAAGUUGAUGAGCUCAGUUUUAUAUAAAAGUAAUCUUGUUGUUUUAUUUGGUGUCAUUUCUAUUCCAGGCUUGGAUCUUUAUGAAAAUGAAGUGUUUAAAAAGCUGAUGGCAUCAGAGAGUUCCGAUUCUUCCAGGAAAGCAUUCCAGAUUGGACAAGGAGUCCGUGAACUACAGGAGUCAUUUAAUGCCAUUGAGAAGGUGCUGCUUCUUGGUUGUAAAAUGUUUGUUUUUUAUACAUUUAUUAUUUCUGUGAUAAUGUAUGCCAUUGAGCCGCCUUGUAAUGUGGCGCUUACACAUUAAAAUUUUUUUAUAAAAUAAUAUUACAUAAAACUGCCAAAGCAAAUCAUUAGCAUAUUUGAAAUUAAAUAGGUUUUAAUGUUGAGGAAGAGAGUUUGAAAUCAAUAAUGAACUGAAUUAAUUUAUAUGGUUGUAUUUAAUUUGAAGAGCCAUUUUUCUACUGUCAACAUUCUACUCUGCUUACUGCCAAUACAAAGUACGGUCAGCUUUUUUUUCAAAUGGUUCAAGUAAUUUGAAAAGUUUGACUAUUUAUCAGUAUUAUGUGUUAUCAAUAAAUCUAAUCAUGGUGAAAUAUUUUUCUGCCGAUGCACUUCACUGUGAAGUAAAAAAUGAUGAUCUUGUGAAUUCUAGUGCCCUAAGCCUGUGAUCGCAGCCAUUCAUGGUGGAUGUGUCGGUGGUGGGGUGGACAUGAUCUCAGCAUGUGAUAUCCGAUUUUGCUCACAAGAUGCGUGGUUCCAGAUUAAGGUGGGUUCCUUCAAAGAUUUUACAGAUGCAGGUAUAUAGAUAUUGCUAUAGGGUAAGGUAUAGGACUUGGCUUUUAAGUUUUGAAGUUUGGCACCUUCUUCCUUAAUUAAUACACAUUCACCUUAUGAAUGUCAAACAAAUAUGGGACAUCAGUAAUGCAAUAUAUACCGGUACAGGGUACUUGUGAAUGUAUCAAAGUCAUGUCGUAUUAAAACUAUCCCUCCAACAGCUGAUGCCUAGUCUUAGAACUAGAUAUUCUCAAUUUGUUCCUGGUAUUGCAUGACCCUAGACUAGUUUAAGAGAUGGCUGAGGAAGGACCCGGAAGUGGGGGUGAGGUGGGCUGUUAUAAUCAAUAAGUCAAGAAUUUGCUGACUGAUAAAUUGUAAGCUAUAAACCAGUUUGAUAUUGUAAAUAAUUUUGAAAAACAUUCUAAUCAAUAAAAAGUCUCCAUUUUUCAGUUUACGAAAAAACAUGGUUUUGCAUAAUUUUUCAUAAUUAUAGGAAGUUGACAUAGGCCUAGCAGCUGACCUUGGAACUCUACAGCGGUUUCCCAAAAUCAUUGGCAAUGAUGGUCUCUUCAGAGAGCUGGCAUAUACAUGUAGAAAGUUUCACUCCGAUGAAGCUAAGUCAAUGGGAUUAGUAAGGUUUGUACAUUGAUUGUGUCAGUACUGUCAUGCUUGAUUCAUAAGGUGUGUACAUUGAUUGUGUCAAUACUGUCAUACUUGAUUCAUAAGGUGUGUACAUUGAUUUUGUCAAUACUGUCAUGCUUGAUUCAUAAGGUUUGUACAUUGAUCGUGUCAAUACUGUCAUGCUUGAUUCAAAAGUUUAAUCCCCCGCCCCGCCCCACCCUGCUUUUCUGGGAAGUGGUCACAUUUUGUACUCUUUAUUUCAAAUUUGGAUUUUGCAGUGGCUUGAAAAAGUUACAGUGGUGAAAAAAAUCAAAACACGUCGUUCACUAACUUUUUUCCAAGUGACAACUUUAAUCAGACCAGCUGUAACAUACAUGGAUGGAGAAUACGAACCAACCAGGAAUUGUAUAGGCUGUAUCAAGAUCCCACGCUAGUAGAAAAAAUAAAUAAAGGUGGGGACUCUUAAAAAGAAUGGCAUUGACGGGGGAGUGAAGAGGGUGCAUCACCAAAACCCCAGAAGAAAACGGCUCAAAGGCAGACUUAGGCUUAGAUGGAUGGAUGAUGUGGAGAAAGAUCUUCAUCAGCUGGGUCAUGUUGCUUUGGGGGAGUUACAAAGUUCAUGUUGGGUCAGUGGAGUUACAAGGUCAUGUGGAGGUCAAGAUAUAUUUGGGUUGUAUUAACAUGGGAGUCAAGACAUGCAAGCUUGUUCAUCUUUGUAGAUGAGUUGUGAAAUUUUGUAUCUGGGAUGAUGCGCCUCUGUAAAAGUUCACAAGUUCACAAACACUUGCCUUAGAAAGAUCCGGAACCUGGGAAUCCAAGUAGGGAAAAGAAAACAUCAGUUGCCAUCACAUCUAAGUAUUAUUGUUGGUUGCAGUCACAUCUAAGUAUUAUUGUCGGUUGCCAUCACAUCUAAGUAUUAUUUUUGGUUGCAAUCACAUCUAAGUAUUAUUUUUGGUUGCAAUCACAUCUAAGUAUUAUUUUUGGUUGCAAUCACAUCUAAGUAUUAUUUUUGGUUGCAAUCACAGCUGUUUUAUUGUUUACUUUCAGCCGUAUACUGCCUGAUAAAGCGUCAUUAAUUGAUGCAGCUGUUGAGCUGGCCAAACAAAUUGCUGAGAAAAGUCCAGUGGCUGUUCAAGGGACAAAGGUCAAUGUUGUAUAUUCCAGGGACCAUGGUGUUUACCAAGGGCUGGAUUAUAUGGUAAGAAAAAAAAUGUCGACCUUGUCACUGAUAAUUUUUAAAAUUAAUUUCAUAGUUUAUAUGAACUGGUGGUUAUGUCCCAUAUUAUAAGUCCACAGUAAUCGAUUGUGGCCCUUUGCCCCAAGCAUUAGAUGGGGGCUGUUCACAUAUUUGAUAAAAUGAAGGGGUUAGGGGGUGGUUUAUCAUCUUGAUAUAUUGUGUUAUAAGAGGUGGGGGAUGAUGGCGGUGGAGAGCAAUGUUAUAUAACAAUUCUUUUAAUUUUUUAAAAUGUCUUUUAUUAAUUCUUUUUUUUUUAAAAAUAAUUCUGCUCUUCAAAUUUAUGAAAUUGACCUAGAUUAUUAAAACUUUAAUGUAUUUUUUAUUGACAGUAAUGGAUACAUUAUUGUAAAAACUAUUUCUGGCUUUUUGCUGGAAAUUUGUGUGUUUUUGGACUUAUUUUUUUUUAAAUGUUUUUUUAGGAUGGGGUGCUAGAAUUAGAACUGUCAUAUAAUAUGAGUAGGUGGGUUCUAAAUGAAAAAAUGGUAUGUAAUAAUAUAAGGGUUAGAGGGUGGCUCGAAAAUGUCAUAUUAUUGUGUCAUAUAAUAUUUGCAUAGAUCCAUACCCUAAGUGAGUCUAGUCGGUAUCCAUUUAGUCAAACUCAUUCAAAUAGUGUUAAGAAAACACCUAAAACCACGCGUUUCACCUAAAAGCAUUUGGUAUUUCUUGGAAAUUAAGAUCACAUGACAUUUUAGCCUUGAAGUUGCAACAUUUUUAUCUAUAUAGAAUUUUUAUGUAAUAAAUAAAUAAUUAAAGCUUUCAAUUAAAAAAUAUUAAUAAAUUGUAUAAAAUCUGCUUGAGUGUCUCUCAGAGCUAAAUAAAUGAAGAUCAUGUCAGCCUCAUGCUAGGAAACUAUCACUAAAUUUUGCAAUCUGACAAAGCUGUUAAAGGGAUUUGCAGAUGGCUAUUGUGGGAAAGAUAUCUAAAUAAAAAGUCACUUCCUGAUAUCACUAAGCAAAUUCUUGAAUGUUUCCCCACUAGGCAACCUGGAAUUCAGCAAUGCUCCAAUCAGAAGAUAUUCCCAAGGCUGUUGGUGCAUCAAUGCAGAAGCAGAAGCCUGUCUUUUCUAAGCUGUAAACAUUAUUUAUUUGUGAUAAGAAAAUAUUUAAUUUAUGAAUGGUCACAAAAUCUUUUUCAUGACAAAAAUAUCUCCCUUGAGAAUACAGGGUUAUCCUUAGGGCUACACUGUGGCUACUAAAAUGUAUGACUGCAGCAUGUAUGAUAUGAAUCUCCACUGGGGUUUUAAUUUCCAAUGCAAAUUUGUAAAAUAAUUUAAAACUUUUUAAAAAGAAAGACAUCAUUUCAUAAUAUUCAAUGUUUUUAGUCUGGAGUCUAUUAUUUAUUGCACUGGUUCAACCACUGGCGCUGUGAGACAAAUCUACUCAUGCUCUGCAGGUCUAUUGUUCAAAUUAAUUUGUUUUUUCAUUUUUAAAAAAAAUUGUAUUAAUUAUAUACAAAUUAAAUUAAAAGAAAUUCCUUUCUAUUUUUGCCACUGAUUACAAUGAUUUAAGUUUGAAUUUUCCUCAGCAAUGUAAAAAUGGCAAUGUAAUUGUGUUUUAUAAAAGUGUUAUUUUUGAAUGAAUGAUACUUCUUCUAUGUCAACAAUCUAUACUUGUUAACUUGUAUGUUCAUAUUGACCUAUGGCUUUAUAAUGCCUUUGAUUAAGAAAUAAAAUAUGUUUAACCAGAAAACAAAUGUGUUUCUGUUGUGAAGUCUAAUAAUGUUUUAAUCAAGAUAAUUGAAUGUAUCUAUAAACCAUCAAAUAAUUGAAUUUCAGCUUAUUAACUUAGUAAUUAAUACAUUUGUAGGAAAUCUGUUAUUUGAAACAUAUUCUUCUUCUUCUAUAUCUUAAGGUCCCACGAUCAAUUUAUUGAUCAUUUUGGCUCCUAUGCAUGUAGAUGGGAUUUGCUAUGUUUCUGUUACUGGUGUUGAUGAGGAAAUCAUGCACUAGGGGUUUGAAGGCUUGAGGCAA
Lymnaea stagnalis (great pond snail) is the source of this 11581-nucleotide messenger RNA. The record is from the annotation of a GenBank genome assembly. Lineage: Eukaryota; Metazoa; Mollusca; Gastropoda; Lymnaeidae.